Messenger RNA from Spinacia oleracea (spinach), 3692 nucleotides. RefSeq names its product kinesin-like protein KIN-5B. Gene Ontology annotation, molecular function: microtubule binding; plus-end-directed microtubule motor activity; ATP binding. The record is from RefSeq and is a predicted model, not a curated record. Lineage: Eukaryota; Viridiplantae; Streptophyta; Magnoliopsida; Caryophyllales; Amaranthaceae. Gene Ontology annotation, biological process: mitotic spindle assembly; microtubule-based movement; spindle elongation. Gene Ontology annotation, cellular component: spindle microtubule; mitotic spindle. The transcript has 22 exons. The coding region runs from base 230 to 3406 and encodes 1058 amino acids.
ACACCCAGUAGCCGUUAAAACUUUGCAACUUUUGAAACCUCCCCUUUUCCCUCUCUCUCCUCUCUCUCUUUCUUACUCUGUCUGUUUCAGUGUGUGUCAUCAUUCUCAAAACGCUCACAAAAGUAAAAAUUAAAACAUCAAUUAACACAAUCAAAUCUACAGUUUUCCCAAUUUUGUUGUUUCAAAUUCAACAUUUGACUGCAUUUGGUUUUGGUUGUGAGUUUUGUGGAUGAGCACAGAGAAGAUGAUGUCAAUGACGCCUGACCAGUUUAGGAAAUUGGGUUUAGGUGUAAUCCCAUCACCAUCGCCCUGUCCUUUUCUCACUCCUCGACCGGAACGACAUCGGAUGGAUUAUUCUAGAUUAAGUGAAGCUAAGUCUUCGUCGUCAACCUCGUUUAAUCGACAAGAUAGAGAUCGGGAGGUUAAUGUGCAGGUUAUUCUAAGAUGCAGGCCAUUAAGCGAUGAUGAGCAAAGCAGCAAUUCAUCAAGAGUGGUAACAUGUAAUGAACUCAAAAGAGAAGUGACCAUCUCACAAAGUAUAGCUAAUAAACAAGUAGAUAGACUUUUCACAUUCGAUAAGGUUUUUGGACCAAAAGCACAACAAAGAUCCAUUUAUGAUCAAGCUAUCGCGCCUAUUGUUAAAGAAGUCCUUGAUGGCUAUAAUUGCACAAUAUUUGCUUAUGGUCAAACCGGAACUGGUAAAACUUAUACCAUGGAAGGAGCAAUGAAAUCCAAGGGAAGUGAAGUGUGUGCUGAGGCUGGUGUCAUCCCACGAGCAGUUCGUCAGAUAUUUGACAUACUAGAAGCUCAAAACGCUGACUACAGUAUGAAGGUGUCGUUUUUAGAGCUGUAUAAUGAAGAAAUAACUGAUUUAUUAACUUCUGAAGAUAACUACUACUCAAGAUUCUCAGAUGAUAAGCAAAAGAAAUCUGUCUCUUUGAUGGAAGAUGGUAGGGGUUGUGUGAUCAUCCGAGGCCUUGAAGAGGAAGUUGUAUACACUGCCAACGAUAUAUAUAAUCUAAUGGAGCGAGGAGCUGCUAAAAGGCGAACAGCUGACACAUUACUAAACAAGCGUAGCAGUCGCUCCCAUUCUGUGUUCACCAUAACGGUCCAUGUAAAGGACAUCAGUAUUGGAGAGGAGGAGCUCAUAAAAUGUGGGAAGCUGAAUCUUGUUGAUCUAGCAGGAUCUGAGAAUAUCUCUCGUUCUGGUGUCAGAGAGGGGCGUGCAAGGGAAGCUGGGGAGAUUAACAAGAGCUUACUCACCCUUGGAAGAGUUAUUAACGCGCUAGUGGAACAUUCAGCUCAUAUACCUUACAGGGACAGUAAGCUGACAAGGUUAUUGAGAGACUCACUAGGAGGGAAAACGAAGACUUGUAUCAUAGCAACAAUCUCACCAUCUACUCAUUGUUUGGAAGAAACCCUUAGCACUCUUGAUUAUGCUUAUCGUGCUAAAAAUAUUAAAAACAAACCCGAGGCAAACAAAAAAUUGUCCAAGACAGUUUUGCUCAAAGAUUUAUACAUGGAACUUGAGAGGAUGAAACAAGAUAUUCGGGCAGCACGAGAAAAGAAUGGUGUUUAUAUACCACAAGAAAGAUUCAUCCAUGAUGAAUCAGAAAAGAAGGGAAGAAUUAAUCGGAUAGAGCAGUUGGAGACGGAGCUUGAACUAAGUAGAAGGGAAGUUCAGAAAUACCAGGACCUGUAUCUUUCUGAACAAGAAGAGAAAUUGGAUUUAGAGGUUGAGCUCCUGGACUGCAAGAAAAAUCUGGAGAGCACAAAUAAGGUCCUGCAAGAACUUCAAGAGAAGCAGAAGUUAUCUAUCACUCAGUUACAGGAAAAAGAAUCUAUGAUAUCGAAACUUAUGAACUCAGAAAUUUCUCUCAUUCAACGUGCAAAGGAGCUGUGUUCUAAUUUGGGUAUUGCAUCUGAAGAUAUAGCCGUACUACACAAAAAGAUAGAUGACAAAAACAAAUUGGAAGAUCAAAACCAUGAGCUAGUUUCCAUGUUUGGUACACAGCUUGAUAAGAGCUUAAAAAACCUGAACCAAACCAUCUCAGGAUCAAUUGCGCUGCAGCAGUAUCAACUGCGAUGCAUGGAAGAGCACAUGUGGUCAUUUCUUGCCUGCAAAGAUGAUGCAACAAAGAACUUGGAAUCCAUUGUUGAGAAAAUAGCAGAGGUACAUACUUCAACUAUAACAACUUUGAGGGAGUUUAGUGGAACUCAACAAAGAAAAGCUUCUACAGAUUUGGAGUAUGUAAAUUCCAGCAUAUGUAGUCAAACAGUUGAUAUGAACAAGUUAUUAGAUUCGUUGAUUGUCGAGGCAAAUGAUGUAAUAUGCAACAUCGAGUGUUCCCUUUCUAAGCAAAAGGAGCUUCUGGUUUUCUCUUACCAGCAGCAAGAACAGGGACUACAAAGGACUAUGGAUUCAGCUCAAGAGAUCACCAAAGCAACUCUAGGGUUCUUUGAUGAGAUCUGCAGGCAUGCGUCUGAACUCACAAAUAAUCUUGAAGAAAGCCAAACCAGAAAUCAUAACUAUCUCAAAAAGUUUGAGAAAGUGUUUGAGGAACAAUCUGUGAAAGAAGAGCAGCAGGCCAUUGAAAAAAUUGUUUCUGCACUGGGAACACUAAGAACAAACAAAGCAGCUUUGGUUACGCAGGCGUUGAGGAACAUUAAUGAAACUGGACUAAAAGACUAUGUGGCAUGCCAGAAAAACCUGUCCAAAAUUCAGCAGGCUUCUACAGCUGCAAAGAAUACCUUGAAUGGACAUAUGGAAAAUGUUGAAGGGAAUGUCUUGACUGACGUGUACUUGCUAACGGGGAUUAAUGGAUCUAUGAAGGAACAUAUCGAGCAAUGCUCACGCCAGGUUAAUAACUCAAGAGAGCACUGGAAAAGAGCUGCACAUUCAGUCAAAAAACUCAACGAUGAUGGAACAUUAAGAAUACAAUCUACCAUCAACAAAAGAAACUGUGAAAAUGAAACAGCACAGAGUCAAUGUAUCACAACAUCAUCGGUGAAGAAUGCUGAAUUUGAUGCUAUUGUGUCAAGUCUGCUUUUCAAACUUAAGGAUACCUAUAUGUUAGACAGCGAAACAAAGGAAAAGAUGAAUUCCUUAUCAAAUCAGUGCCUCAAUCAGCUUGAAUCUAUGCACACUGAGCACGAUAAAAGUCUCACAACCAUUCAGAAUCAAAUGGAAGUGUGCCUUAUUAAGGACUACAAGGUAGGUGAGCAGGAAGCACACGAGCAAAGAGUUGUGGAAGUGCCGAGUUUGACUCCUGCAACAGUCAAUCUACAUGCAGGCAUCAGUGCUGGUGAAAGAUCAGAACCUGUACAGGUCGAAACCAAGACAUUGCCACCACAUCAUCAGAUUACAGAUUGGAUGAACAGGGCUCCCUUUGCAAAUAUUAACUAAGAUGUUCUGUAUCAACUUCUGUAGACAGGGGGAAAAUAACACCAGAUUGAAGUUGUAAUUGACCUCUCUUAAUUACUAAACAGUCUCAUCUUCUGAUGAGUUAUAAGCUUACUAAAGUAAAUGGGAGACUUAGCCUAAUAUAGGUGUUGUUAUAUAUUUUUAUUGUAAAGUUUAGGAACUGUUGCACAUAACCUAAGUGUAAUGCCCAUUUACUACUCACUAAUCAAAACCUACACUAAGUAAUUCUUGUUUGGGUAUGUACAACUACGUAUUUUUUAAACCCAAA